AUGCAACCUCGUUUGGUGCUAAGAACGCUAAACAUUUUGGAACAUCAACGUUGCGUUGAAAUCCGUCAAACAGUGCUUUGUGACUAUCAGGUUAAACUGAAAUUUAUGGUAACUGGAUACGAGACUUGGAUCUAUAAACGCGAUAUGGAUAUAGAAACAACCGACCAAAUAAACGACUACAAACCCACCAUAUUUCGACAAUUCCACAAUAAGACUUACGGUCUUAUCUCGGACUCAUUUCAUAUGUUCUUCGAUUGUACUGGUCUACUGGCGGGUUUGGCUGCAUCGGUUAUUACAAAGUGGAAAGCUAAUGAAAAAUUUUCUUACGGUUAUGUACGAGCUGAAGUACUGGCUGGAUUUGUAAAUAGUCUCUUCCUUUUAUUUAUUUCAUUUUUCAUACUAUCGGAAGGCGUUGAACGUCUUAUUGAACCACCUGAAGUAAAACAUGAACGUCUUUUUGUUGUUUCCGUUCUGGGAUUUAUUGUGAACUUAGUGGGUAUAUACGCCUUUCAACAUGGUGGUCAUGGCCAUAGUCAUGGAGGUGGUGGCCAUGGACAUUCACACGGAGGUGGACAUGGUCAUUCGCAUGGCAACAACCUACUUGAUAUGAAUGGGCAUAAUAAUCACGCAAUUGAUUUGGAUGGUCACGGUCAUUCACAUGAGCAAGGACAUGGUCACUCCCAUGGCGGUUUGAACGGCGACAUCUCUGGCAGUAAUUCCCAAAUUAUGCGUGGUGUAUUUUUGCAUAUAUUGGCUGAUACACUUGGCUCAGUUGGUGUGAUUAUCUCAGCGGUGCUAAUGCAUUUGUUUGGCUGGAUGAUUGCGGAUCCAAUAUGCUCAAUUUUUAUAGCCUUGCUUAUAGCAUUAAGUGUGCUUAGCCUUAUUAAAGAGUCAAUCUUGAUCUUAAUGCAAAGACAACCAACGGAUUUAGAUCGUUCAUUACCUCAUUGCUAUCAGAAAGUUACAGGGUUAGCGGGUGUUUAUGCCGUGCAGGAGCCACAUUUUUGGACAUUGUGCUCGGACGUAUAUGUUGGUGCUAUUAAACUGGAAGUAUCAAAGAAUGUAGAUCCUAAAUACGUAGUGACGCAUGCGCGAAUGAUUUUUGAGUCAGUGGGAGUAAAGCAGAUGUACAUACAGCUCGACUAUGUGUGAUAGAAACAUUGUUAGUUACACUCUUGUUAGAUAUUUUAAUGUAAUUAUAUUUUUAUGCUGUUUUUUUUAAAUAAAUCAAACAAUUUACAAAAUGUAAAUUAGUGUCUAUAUUGUAAGUGCGCCAAUUCGUAACAAUUUUCCAAUUUAUAUUUUUUAAAAUAUUUCUAUGUGAAAAUCAUAAUAUAUUGUUAAUAUGAUUUAAAUUAUUUAUAUUUUACAUUUAAUAAUAUACAAAUAAUUGUGUAAUAUAAUUCAAAUUAAUUAUACAUAUUAAGUCAUUCCGAUAAACGAUUUUUUUAUAUAAGUUUAGAAUCUUCCUAAAAAAUGUAUAAUAAAUUGUAUGCAAUAUUC
Teleopsis dalmanni is the source of this 1503-nucleotide messenger RNA. Its product is annotated as zinc transporter 7-like. The transcript has 3 exons. The record is from RefSeq and is a predicted model, not a curated record. Bases 1 to 1152 code for a protein of 383 amino acids. Gene Ontology annotation, cellular component: Golgi apparatus; membrane. Gene Ontology annotation, biological process: zinc ion transport; transmembrane transport; intracellular zinc ion homeostasis. Lineage: Eukaryota; Metazoa; Arthropoda; Insecta; Diptera; Diopsidae. Gene Ontology annotation, molecular function: zinc ion transmembrane transporter activity.